AUGAUUUUACUGCGUUAUCAGUUGUCAGGUGAACUGGAGAAUACUUCUAGCACCAACUUAGCGUUGGCAACAUCAAAUUCUAGUGAAGAGGCUGCAUUCCCUUUGCCCUCUGAGAAGAUAAUGAGCGACAUGCCGCAUACAAAAAUCUAUCCUAAUGUCAAGCAAGAGAAAGAUUCCUGCGUAGUGCCUGAGAAAGAACCAAGUCAUGUAUCUCAGAAACAGAGUUCUGAUACAGUAAACCGUACAUCAUCUAGUGAUAAGGCCUCCCUCGUGACCGAACAUAAACAAUAUGAUGUCCAUCAGAGACAAACCUCUGGUGGCAAUCAUGAUUUUCCAGAAACCCAUGGAGAAGAGGGAAUUUGGUCAGGGAAGAAUGAAAAUGAAAAGGACUCAGAUAUCUCGAUGGAAAUAGCGAAUUCAAGUCCAUGCAUUCCCUCACAAGAAUCUGAUCCAGCCUCUCAUGUUAUUGGAGGUGUUUCUAGAAGCCUAAAGGAUAAACCCACUGAUUUGCAUUCAAACCAGAGCCCUGAUGUUGGAGUAAAAACAUCUUUGAUAUGUGAUAUAGAAAGAACUUCUAAAAAGAGGGAGAUGGUAGGAGGUAAAUCACUGGCCAUACAAAGUGUCAAUGGGGUGCCUUCAUCCCUGUCCAACGAGCAGAUGCUGACUCAGUCCCCUCAGCCUGUAAAAGUUUUGGAGAAAUUGCAGCCCAGGCGGUACCCAGAUACUGGAGGUUGUAGUUCCCAACAUGAUCAAGUGACAAUCAGUUCGGGGCACUCCGAAAAGCUAUCUGCUUUACCAAAAGAAGAACAUCAUCCUGACAAUUUACAGCCUAGAGAGUGCAUACGUGAUAGCAAUCAUGCAUUAUUGAGCAACGAAGAAAAAGGUGCUAGCAUUAAAGGCGAGUCAGUUCAAGGUUCAAGUUUGAGCAUGGGAGUGCCUGUAUCUGAACAUGGCCAAGAGAGCUAUUCAUAUUCUAAGAAGUUUGAAAAAGUGGAGAAAUUGCAGCCUAGACGAAACCUCGACUCUGUAGUUCAGGAAUCACGUGCUGAUGUUGGAAGUGCUGCCUCCAAAGCACCAGACAAAGGAUUAGAUGAUGGCUAUAGCUGGAGAAAGUAUGGACAGAAGCUUGUAAAAGGAAAUAAAUUUGUUCGAAGCUAUUACAAAUGUACUUAUCCCAAUUGCCAGGCUAAAAAACAAGUAGAGAAAUCACAUGAUGGGUGUAAAUCAGACAUCAAGUACCUUGGGAAUCAUCAUCAUCAGAAACCACAGCAGAGUCCCCAGGUGACUAAUACUCUUCAAGUAAGAACGCCAGAGAUGUCCAUUGCAUCUACAUCAAAAGCCAAUGUUGUGCCGAUCACCAAGCAUGUCAGUUCAGAUCAAUUGGCAGAACUCUCACCUCAAUCAGCUGUUGGAAAAAGUGCUGGUGGUUUGCCAGGAGUAGUUUCCUGUUCAAAUAACGAUACUAAGGAUCUAGAAGAUUUCCCUGAUCCCAAACGGCAGAAAAGAGGCAUAAGUUCUGCAGAUGGUGAUGUAAUGAAUAGAUCUAGUUCUGAUUCACGGCAUGUUGUUCAAACUUUGAGUGAGAUUGAUUUGGUUAAUGAUGGAUACCGGUGGCGUAAAUAUGGGCAGAAGUUGGUAAAAGGCAAUCCGAACCCUAGGAGUUACUACAGGUGUUCAAACACUGGUUGCCCGGUUAAGAAACAUGUCGAAAGAGCCUCACAUAAUCAGAAGUUAGUCAUUACUACGUAUGAAGGAGAACACAUCCAUGACAUUCCCACUUCCAGGACUGUUGGCCAAAGCAUAGCCAAAGGUGAUGAUGAUAAUAUGGUUAGCCCAAAUGGUGAGUCUAGUUCCAAACCCAAAGACAAGAGCCCUGUUUCACUUGAAAUGGCUGUUCGUGUUAUUGCGAGCUGAGCUUGCCAUCAACUCUGAGAUGCUUGUUACAUCACUCAAAAUUGUUAUCAGCGUGAUUGUAUUCAGCGACAUAUUUUUCUAUAUCAUUCUAUUGGGGUGGUGUGCGGACACUUCUUCUAGCUCGACGAGUGAUCAUUGUAACAGUUCAGUAGUUUAACUUGUUGAUUGGUUGGACCCAGGCUGUGGAAUAAUUUGUUUAUGUUGUAUAAAUGUGUUCAUGUGAGUUAUAAAUUGUAGUGUAGAUUACCCAUUGUA
Messenger RNA from Salvia hispanica, 2169 nucleotides. RefSeq names its product zinc-dependent activator protein-1 (gene ZAP1). Gene Ontology annotation, biological process: regulation of DNA-templated transcription. Gene Ontology annotation, molecular function: sequence-specific DNA binding; DNA-binding transcription factor activity. The record is from RefSeq and is a predicted model, not a curated record. NCBI's taxonomy places the organism in Eukaryota, Viridiplantae, Streptophyta, Magnoliopsida, Lamiales, Lamiaceae.